AUGGCCAACCCAGUACAGCCCCAGUUUCAAGACCCAGGCUCCACCUCACCCUUGGAGCUGCCUGAGAUGGAGAAGCUUCUCACUAAAGUGGAGAACAAGGAUGACAAAGCCCUGAGUCUGUCCAAGUCUCUGUCGGGGGCUCUGGACCUGGAGCAGAACGGCCACAGCCUGCCCUUCAAGGUCAUCUCCGAGGGCCACCGCCAGCACUCUCUCCCUGGCUCCCCUUCCCGGGCCAGCUCUCGGCGGGCAUCCUCUGUUGUGACCACCUCCUAUGCCCAGGACCAAGAAGCCCCCAAAGAUUACUUGGUCCUUGCCAUUGCUUCUUGCUUCUGCCCUGUCUGGCCCCUCAACCUCAUACCCCUCAUCUUUUCUAUCAUGUCUCGAAGUAGUGUGCAGCAGGGAGAUAUGGAUGGGGCACGGAGGCUGGGCCGCCUGGCACGGCUGCUUAGCAUCACCUUCAUCAUCCUGGGCAUCGUUAUCAUCAUUGUGGCUGUCACUGUCAACUUCACAGCUUUGGAGACUGAUGAUCAGGCCUCCUUGCUGUACAGUCAGGGUAGCCCAGAAAUAAGUGGCACGUUCAGAAGACAGCAGGAAGCAGCGCUGUUAGUACCUGAAGGUGGCCCAGGGCACUUGUCCGAGGUGGAAGCUUUUUCAGAGGACACUUUCAGAAGUAGCCACCGAGCUGUUUCUAGCGAGGCAGAUGCCGGCCAGCUGGAGAGCUCCGAACCCACACAUCCCCACACAUUAUAG
Messenger RNA from Cricetulus griseus (Chinese hamster), 750 nucleotides. Lineage: Eukaryota; Metazoa; Chordata; Mammalia; Rodentia; Cricetidae. The record is from RefSeq and is a predicted model, not a curated record.